AUGUAUGGUGGCAUUUUUGGUACAUUUGGCAGCAUUUUCAGUCUAUUUGAUAGUGUUUUUGGUUUGCAGAAUAAUGUUUCUGGUGUGCAGAAUAGCGUUUUUGGUUUGCAGAACAACAUUUCCAGUGUCCAGAGCAGCAGUUUCUGGUCUAAACAGCAGAGUUCUUGGUCUGUUCCUCAGCGUUUCUGGUCGAACAACAUUUCUGGUCUGUUUAACAACGUUUCUGGUCUAUAUGUCAGCGUUUCUAGUGAGUAUAGUAGCGUUUCUGGUAAGUUUGUCAAAGUUUCUAGUCUAAACAAUAGCGUUUUUGGUCCAAACAGCAACAUUUCUAGUUUGUUUAUUAGUGUUUUUGGUAAGUCUGUCAGCGUUCCUGGUUAG
Messenger RNA from Cryptomeria japonica (Japanese cedar), 378 nucleotides. RefSeq lists its product as uncharacterized. The transcript is spliced from 3 exons. Lineage: Eukaryota; Viridiplantae; Streptophyta; Pinopsida; Cupressales; Cupressaceae. The record is from RefSeq and is a predicted model, not a curated record. The coding region runs from base 1 to 378 and encodes 125 amino acids.